Molecule: messenger RNA, 2464 nt
Organism: Vigna angularis (adzuki bean)
Lineage: Eukaryota; Viridiplantae; Streptophyta; Magnoliopsida; Fabales; Fabaceae
Exons: 4
Coding region: 174-2435 (753 amino acids)
Source: RefSeq, a predicted model, not a curated record
CUCUCUCUCUCUCUCUCUCUCUCUCUCUCUCUCUCUCUCUCUCUCUCUCUCUCUCUCUGAGGCCACUGCUUAUUGUGUCAUUUUCAUUCUGAUUUCAUCACUUGUGUGACAACCCUUUUUCCACACCAUCUUUCUUGUUUCUAAAGUUCAGCAAAGCCAUAGGCUUACCAAUUAUGGGCAAGGAAGGGUAUUUUGCUGGAAGAUCAUCAAAGAAAGGUGUAGUAGUUGGAGGAGGAGGAGGAGGUGAUGCUGAAACACAAGCCCCUUCUGGUUGCAUGUGUGCUGUUUUUCAGUUCUUUGAUUUCCAUCCCUUUCACUUUCCCAACAUAACCCAACAACAAACCUCUUUCAAACCACCCUCAUGCACUUUACAAGACCAUGCCACAGUCUCCAAAGGUGCUGAAGCACCUAGGAACAGCUUGGAAUCAGAGGAUGGUGAUGCUCCUGUUUCAUCUCUCUCUUCAAAAGAAGAGGAUUUUAAAAUUCCUAAGAAUAUUAUGCAAAUUAAGACAAGUGGAGGCAGAAGAACAGGUGGUGGAAAUUUGAAUGACUUGUCUGCAGAAAUCACCAGCUCACCAGGGACAAAGACACCAACUUUGGUGGCCAGGUUAAUGGGUUUGGAUCUUCUUCCAGGGACACAGUCACCCUCUUUCUCUUCUUCUUCUUCUUCUUCUUCGUGUCUUUCCGCUCCCAACACACACGGCAAUGCGCCACAUCUGCACCACCACCUCAGGCACAAGCAACAUGUCCAAACGAAGCAUAGAAACAGCAUAGACAGCAGUGACAUUGCAGCCACGAGAUCUUUGCCUGAGACACCAAGAAUCUCCUUAGCAAGAAGAUCAGAUGUUGAUUACUACCACCACAGAUUCUCACUCCAAAUCAACAAGGAAAACAUGAAUCUUGGUGAGGAUUUGGAGCUCCCUAGGCUCUCGUUUUCCAAAAAGAAGUGUGAUGAGAACAAUGGCAGGAGUCCAGGCCACUAUGCUAGGCAAAUAGUCAAACAGGUUAAGGAUAGUGUGGGCAGAAAAGUUGGCCAAGACAUCACAAACACUCUCAAAACAAGAGAGGAAAUUGUAGGCCAACUCAAAAGCAAAAAAUCUUCCAAAACAUCACCACUGAAAGCAAUUAAUGAAACUGAAAGUAGUCCUCUGAAACCACACUCAAACACAUCUUCCUAUUCCCCAAGGCUUAGAUUCAUUGACAAGAACAAACAAAGCACCACAGCCACACCAUCACCACUCACCCCAAAAGACCAAAACAUGCUAAAACUACCAUCACCUCCUCCUCCAGUUAACACUCAGCUUUCAAGAGUUUUAGCAAAACCAAAGCCUCAAACAUUAUCUUUGCCAGAGCAGCAAGAUUUUCAUCAGAAUAGCAAAUCUGAACCAAAAUGCAAAAUGGCUACCAAUGAAAAGUUCAACUCAAGGUUCAAAAGGCCUCCUCAGACAUCGGACAUAAUCAGAAACAAACAAGAGGAAUCGUUCGUCAUUCGUCCCACAUCGCCUACUAGAGCCAGUGACACCAAAACUUCUAAAAGCAAGAAAAUUCAUCCAUUGUCAAGUAAUCUUCUCAACAACAUCAACACUGUACCAAAUCUUCUUCCUGUCAAGACUGACCCUUCUCCUCCAGCAACCAAAAUUCCUCCAAAACAGUCACAGGUGUGUGAUAGUCAAGAGUCCAAAAGCAGCUCACAGUUAUCUAGUUGUUCGCGCCAGAGGUACAAACAAGAAGGAACAACCACACUCGCCACCCGAGAAACGUCACAGAACAAACAUAACAGUGCCUCCGCCACCAUUGGAGCACCGCAGCCUCACACCCCACAAGAGCUUCACUACAUCACAGCAAUCCUUGCCCGUACAACUGCCCUAAACGUGGAGGACAACCCCACAAACCCACCAUUAACGUCCCACCAACACCACCACUGGUUCUCCCCAACCCAUUCACUUGACCCAUCAAUCUUCCUCCACCUGGAACACCUCGCCACCAACAAAGAUCUGAGCUUUUCCCCGACAGAACAACUGGGUCACCAUUGGAAUCGGAAGUUACUUUUCGAUCUGGUGGACGAGGUUCUGAAGGAGAUUCUGCAAGAGAGAGGGAAGAAUGGGCUUUGGUUUUCGAAGGGUGUCGGCGGCUGUUGGCACAGUGGGAGCGUUGUGGAGAGGGUGUGGAAGAGGGUGGGUGAGUUCCCACGUGCGAAGUGUGAGGUGUUGGAGGACAUUGAUGGGUUGAUUGAGGGAGAGGACAUGCAGAAAGAGAAGGAUGGUGAAGGGUUGGAGGAAGAAGGAGAAGGGUUGGUGGCAGAGAUUGAAGGGAACAUAUGGGACACGUUGGUGCAUGAAACGGUUAUGCUUAUAGAUUGCUUGGGAAAUGUGAGAAAAGAGAAGUUAUUAGAUGAUGUGAAAAUAUCACAUGUUUGUACUAUCUCUCAAUUUUAACCUAAUACUAGUACAUAAUUCAGUUUCAA